Molecule: messenger RNA, 819 nt
Organism: Aspergillus eucalypticola CBS 122712
Lineage: Eukaryota; Fungi; Ascomycota; Eurotiomycetes; Eurotiales; Aspergillaceae
Gene: tma22
Product: putative RNA binding protein Tma22
Exons: 4
Coding region: 111-704 (197 amino acids)
Biological process (GO): translation reinitiation; formation of translation preinitiation complex
Molecular function (GO): mRNA binding; translation initiation factor activity
Source: RefSeq, a predicted model, not a curated record
UAAUACCGCGCGAACGAGAUUUUGUGUCCAGAUAUAUCGAUCCAUAAUAUCUUGAAUCUCUACCCUUCAUACCUCUAUACGUCUAUUUUUAUAUCCCUGGAUAUAUCACAAUGGCCGAAGUCGCCCAAUCGGUUCCUGCUGAAUCGCAGGCUAAGCAUGUUGCUUACUGUGGAGUUUGCACAUUGCCUCCGGAGUACUGUGAAUUCGGCGGCACGGCCAAGAAAUGCGAGGACUGGUUGAAGGAAGCCCAUCCGGACAUGUACCAGUCGUUAUAUUCUGAGGAAGCCCUCAACUCCAACCUCGCUACAUUGUCGGUAUCGGCUCGGGAGCGCGCAGCUAAGGAUGCGGCGAAGAAGGAGGCCAAGGCUGCUGCGGCUGAGGCGCGCGAUGCUGAGCGGAAGGCGGCGUCCAAGGUACAGAUUAAGCGGGUUGAGCGGAACAAGCGGAAACAUGUUACCGUUAUCACGGGCUUGGAUAUAUAUGGGUUGGAGAAUAAGAAGAUCGCCAAGGACCUGGGCAAGAAGUUUGCUACUGGCUCUUCGAUGACUAGGUCUGCGGGUGGUACUGAGGAGAUUACCGUGCAGGGUGAUGUGAGUGAGGAUGUUAAGGAAUGGCUGCUCGAGGUGUACGGGAAGGAGAUCCCGGAGGCCAAUAUUGAGCUCAUCGAGGAUAAGAAGAAGAAGAAGGCGGCCGAAGCGCCCUGAGGUAUAGUUGACGGGACUAUGAAUGCAUAAUGUACAAAAAUGCUAUGCUGGGGGGACACUAUGGGUAUCAUGACAUUAUUUAUGGUUUACAUAUUAGAUCAACAGAGAUACGACA